AUGUCUCUUAAUACUCUCCAGAAUUUUGCUCUGAAUAUUCUGAAAGAAACCAAGCACGUCGUGGUCCAGAAUGUCGAUGUUCCAGAAAUACCAUCGUGUUCGGAAUGUGGUGAAAAAAUUAUAAUCGUCAACUAUGAGCCAUUUACUAUCCUC
This is a messenger RNA of Paraglomus occultum, 153 nucleotides long. Lineage: Eukaryota; Fungi; Glomeromycota; Glomeromycetes; Paraglomerales; Paraglomeraceae. The record is from the annotation of a GenBank genome assembly.